Messenger RNA from Microthlaspi erraticum, 2040 nucleotides. The record is from the annotation of a GenBank genome assembly. NCBI's taxonomy places the organism in Eukaryota, Viridiplantae, Streptophyta, Magnoliopsida, Brassicales, Brassicaceae.
AUGAAAAGGGUAAAAAGCGAAACUUUUAGAGGGGUUUAUAGUUCCAGGAGGUUCAAGUUGUCACAUUUGCUUCUGGCUAUAGCAGGGUUUUACUUGGUUUUCUUAGCUUUCAAGUUCCCACAUUUCAUCGAGAUGGUUGCUAUGUUGAGUGGAGAUACUGGACUAGAUGGAGCAUUAAAGGAUACGGCAGAAGUUAGUUUAAGCGGGUCUCUACGCAGUGACAUGUUGGAUAGGAAGCUAGAAGACGAAGAGAACCGAAGUGGACCUUUUACUACUCAGAAGGUGACACCAGAAGAGAAGAUAAAUGAAUCUAAACCACCGAUUCAGUAUGGUCGAAUAUCGAAAGAGAUCAUGAGACGGAGGAACAGAACCAUUCACAUGUCACCAUUUGAAAGAAUGGUGGAUGAGGCUUGGAUGCUUGGUGCCAAGGCUUGGGAAGAUGUUGAUAAGUUUGAGAUAGAGAACAUCCAAGAGAGCGCUUCUGUGUACGAAGGAAAUGUUGAGUCAUGCCCUUCUCAGAUAUCUACGAAUGGAGAUGACUUGAAUAAAGCCAAUGGUAUCAUGUUGCUUCCCUGUGGUCUUGCUGCAGGGUCUUCUGUUACGAUUCUUGGAACUCCGCAGUAUGCACAUAAAGAAUCUGUUCCUCAGCGUGCGAGGUUGACAAGAGGCGAUGGAAUGGUUCUGGUUUCUCAGUUUAUGGUUGAGCUGCAAGGGCUGAAGACGGGGGAUGGGGAAUAUCCACCUAAGAUUCUUCAUUUGAAUCCGAGGAUUAGAGGUGAUUGGAGUCACCGGCCGGUCAUUGAACACAAUACAUGUUAUAGGAUGCAGUGGGGAGUUGCUCAGAGAUGUGAUGGUACUCCAUCCAGGAAGGACACAGAUAUGCUUGUUGAUGGAUUCCAAAGAUGUGAAAAGUGGACAAAGAAUGACAACAUUUACAUGGUGGACUCAAAGGAAUCCAAGACAACUUCUUGGUUCAAACGGUUUAUAGGACGUGAACAGAAACCGGAACUCACCUGGUCAUUCCCUUUUGCUGAAGGCAAAGUCUUCGUCCUAACUUUGCGAGCUGGAAUUGAUGGUUUUCAUAUAAAUGUUGGAGGAAGGCAUGUUACAUCAUUCCCUUAUCGACCGGGAUUCACCAUAGAAGAUGCCACAGGGCUGGCAAUAACAGGAGAUGUUGAUAUUCAUUCUGUUCAUGCAACUUCUCUUUCAACAUCUCAUCCGAGUUUCUCGCCUCAGAAAGCAAUAGAAUUUUCUCCACAGUGGAAAGCUCCUCCUUUGCCUGACAGUCCUUUUCGCCUUUUCAUCGGUGUUCUAUCUGCAACUAAGCAUUUUUCAGAGCGCAUGGCAGUGAGAAAGACAUGGAUGCAGCAUCCUUCUGUUAAAGUUUCACAUGUAGUAGCCCGAUUCUUUGUUGCACUUAAUCCAAGAAAGGAAGUUAAUGCAAUGCUGAAGAAAGAGGCUGAGUAUUUUGGAGAUAUUGUGAUUGUGCCCUUUAUGGAUCGCUACGAGCUAGUUGUUCUGAAGACAAUGGCUAUUUGUGAAUUUGGGGUCCAGAAUGUAACAGCUCCAUAUAUAAUGAAAUGUGACGAUGACACAUUCAUCAGAGUGGAAUCAAUCUUGAGAGAAAUCAAUGGAGUCUCUCUGGAACAAUCUCUCUAUAUGGGCAAUCUAAAUCUUCGACAUCGUCCUCUUAGAACUGGCAAGUGGGCAGUUACAUGGGAGGAGUGGCCAGAAGCUGUGUAUCCUCCUUACGCCAAUGGACCUGGAUACAUAAUCUCAAGCGACAUUGCUAAAUAUAUUGUUUCUGAGAAUUCAAGACAGAAGCUUAGGCUGUUCAAGAUGGAGGAUGUGAGCAUGGGAAUGUGGGUUGAGAAAUUCAAUGCUACGGUGCAGCCUGUGGAAUACUCACACAGCUGGAAGUUUUGCCAAUACGGAUGCACACUGAACUAUUACACUGCACAUUACCAAUCUCCCAGUCAGAUGAUUUGUCUGUGGGAUAAUUUGUUGAAAGGCCGAGCACAAUGCUGCAACUUCAGAUGA